Molecule: messenger RNA, 2793 nt
Organism: [Torrubiella] hemipterigena
Lineage: Eukaryota; Fungi; Ascomycota; Sordariomycetes; Hypocreales; Clavicipitaceae
Source: the annotation of a GenBank genome assembly
CAUCAGUGCUAACACGAGGCUUCUGCACAGCCCACUGAGUCGACAGGCGAUCCAGAAUCGUAAAACUGGAGAAAACAGCACAUCGUCAAAAUGCUAAUGGGGGUCCGAUGACGGUCAACAGCCCGAUUUGUAGUUUGUGGAGAAGUGCCCAUCCAUACGCAGAAUUUUGGUAUUUAUCCAACUCUUCUUCUUCUUCUUCUUCUUUCAUCUCCUUUCUCAUACUCGCUGUUGUUUUAUUCUCUGCAGAAUAAUUUGGACCGUGUACUAUCUGUCCCAGGGCGGUCUUCUCUCCGCGGUAUCCAAUACAACCCUCCAAAAUGGAUCCAGUGCUGUUUAAGAACCUCGUCAAGGUGCAGUCUGCACCAGCGCGGCGGACGUCGACAGACUCGUUUGCGCCUCUCACACCGGCCCAGACUUCGCCUGAAGCCCAGAAGCGCGAUGCUAUCGAGUUGCAGGCGGUUGCGCAGGGCUUGCCGCUCGGCACUAUCCCAGCAUCUGCCGUACCUGUGCCUGUACCUGCACAGGCAGUCGAUACGCCAGACUUGGAAAUGAGCCGUCCUGCAUCUCCAACUGACCUGGCUCGGGUGAUUCCGAGUCUGUCUAAUCCGUCCAAGAAUUGGUACAGACUGGCAUCUGCGUGUCUGUGUAACUUUACAAAUGCGCUGAGUGACGGCGCCGCCGGUGCUCUUAUCCCAUACAUGGAAGAAUACUAUAAAAUCACAUAUGGCGUCGUGGCCCUCAUCUUCGUCGGCCAAGCUGUCGGCUUCCUCGUCAGCGCCGCUCUCAUCGAUACACUCCUCAAUCGCCUAGGUCGAGCCCGGCUCCUCGCACUUAGCCAAGUUUGCUUUGUAACAGGCUUUCUCCCAGCUGUAUGUACGGCGCCGUUUCCUCUCGUGGCCAUUGGCUUCUCGCUAGUCGGCUUCGCCAUUGGUGUCAACGUUGGAAUUGCCAACAUCUUUGGUGGCAGCCUGCAAAACGGGACCUUUAUUCUCGGCCUUGUCCAUGGUUGCUAUGGCGUUGGAGGAACAACUGGCCCGCUCAUUGCGACAGCCAUGGUCACAGUGGCCCAAACGCUUUGGAGCAGAUACUAUCUGUUGACAGUAGGUAUUGGCGCCAUUACAAUUGGAUUGUCAACUUGGUCGUUUUGGGGAUAUGAAAAGGAGCCGCUACAUCAAAUGCCAGGCCCGGUGGACGGACAAGGCGGUUCCGCGAUUCACAAGAUGCUGGCAACACUGCGGUUGAAGGUAGUGUUGCUUGGUUCACUCUUUAUCUUUGCAUAUCAGGGUGCCGAGGUGUCCAUCUCGGGCUGGGUCAUCUCAUUCUUGAUUAACGCAAGAGGAGGUGAUCCUGGUUCGGUCGGUUAUGUUACUGCUGGCUUCUGGGCCGGCAUCACUAUUGGUCGCUUUGUGUUGUCGGGGCCAGCGCAAAGAAUUGGCGAAAAGAAGUUUGUGUACGGCUUGACCAUUGGAGCGGCCGCUUUUCAGCUCCUGGUCUGGUUUGUGCCCAAUAUCGUUGGUGAAGCUGUGGCCGUGUCCAUCGUUGGAUUACUACUCGGACCGGUCUAUCCUUGUGCUGCAGCUGUCUUCAUGAAAAGGAUGAGUAGGCGAGAGGCACUUCGCGGAAUGGGCACUAUCAGCGCCUUUGGAAGCAUGGGUGGUGCUGUCGCCCCUUUCAUCACAGGUUUGUUGGCGCAAGUCGCCGGAACCUUUGUCCUGCAUCCCAUUGCCAUCUUUCUCUUUUGUGUUAUGCUUGUCUGCUGGUACUGUAUUCCUGACGAAGAGAGAAAGGACGAAUAAAGUGAAGGAGAUGUUGAAUUUGGUAGUUAACCAUGCCGUCUAUGGCGUCUAAUUCUAUAUACAGUUACUAUGAAAUUCAAAAAGAAAAUGUGCCCUUUUAAGUCUCUAAAUAUAUGUUUGGUUGGUCCAUAGUCUCAUAAGUCAUCUAAAUGCGGCCCUUAGCGGCGGCCUCGACAGUCGUCUUGCCAGCAGCGAUAUCCUUGCAAGUUUGGGUGAUGCUAGUCCAGUCGCGGAAUGUGACAAAUGGAAUCUUUUCCGUCUCGCAGUAGUCAACUAGGUCCUUUCCGGCCUUGGCAAAUAGUAGGUCGGUUUCUCUGGCAGCAGAGAGAUCUGAUACUCCGUCGCCAGCAUAGAACAUAGUAGGACGGUUGGGAAGCGACGAGUAUUUGCGAAUUUCGAUAGACUUGUCGUGUCCGUGGAUACUGUCGUCGUGGAAAGUGAUUCUCCAGCCGCCCUUUUCGUUAAUGCUCUUGCCAUCACGGGCAGCGACGUCGUUGCUGACAAUCUGAAUGUUCCAUCCAGGGCCGAGCAGGACAUCGAGCAAGGCGCGGAUAAUGGGCUGCAUGCCACCGCUAAGGAUGACGAUGGGGACGUUGUUGGCCUGGGCCCAAUCGUAGAACUCCUUAAAGCCGGGGUCUAGGUUGACGCUUUCACGCAGAACCUGGAUGCACUGGUCGUAUGGCAUGUCAAUGCUGUCCAUCAUCUCCUCAAAGGACUCGCGGAAGUUAACUUUGCCCGUCAAGACAUCGUGGUUGCCGGCAGCGCGCUUCUCACGUCCAAAGCCGUAGUUGUCAGUCAUGUAGUCGUUGGAGUCGGCCGUGGUGAUGGUGCCGUCAAAGUCGGUAAAGAAGAUGAACUUUGGGUCGGUGGCCAUGGCCGGUGUUUCGGAAGCAGUUACAGAACCCAUGAUGAGAAGCAAUGUGUUAUGCGGCUAUGUGGCGGCGAGUAUCGAAUCGAAGAUUUGAUUCAAUAUUUUGUUGAUGGAGGGGUAUGGAGG